AUGCCUUCCGAUCCAUCAUUUCAAGGGAACCCAAGCACACUCCUACCUCAACCCGGAUCGCUGGAGUAUAUAAACAGGCCAAACCCAGUUGAACCCAGUGAUUUGAGCCAUAGUAUCUUCGAUGGAAGUACUCGCCAACUUGACCGGACGACGAAUGAGCAGCUACAUCCGUUUCUGCUAGGCAAUAGGUUGCGCCAACGUAAUGAUCUUGGACCAGAUACCACAAGGCUUGCGAGACGCUCGCCCCACCAGUCUUCUGCCUCCUCACUUGCUGCCGUACUCAAUGAUGAAGACUCGCCUCCUCGAUUAGGCGAGUAUACUUCUCAAAGACGGGAUGUUGAUCAAGCAGUCUUCACAUUGCCAAAGUUGCCAGCAAAACGACAUGCAAAACGUCACCGCGUACCUCCUGUGCUACAGGGUCUUCACCAGCCACCACCAGAUGCUGGGCUCUUGCCUUCCAUCAGUACGGAGGAAGCACAAGUAUUUUUGUCUACCUCAAGGAGCAACAAGCCUGCACCUACUUCCGUGCCCACUGACGAUGCAAAUUCUGCUGUGGUGCAGAAAGAGCCCAUGGCUUCGACUGAAGUCAGCCAGGGGACAUCGGAAAAGCGUUCUAGACGUAACAUAUGGACUGAUCAAGAAACCAAUGACCUCUUAGCAGGCGUUUCGAGGUUUGGCAUUGGUAAUUGGAAGAAGAUUUUGCUCUGCUCAGACUACCAGUUCCACAAGCGGACAGCCGUAGAUCUCAAAGACAGGUUCAGAGUUUGUCGUCCUGACGCUUAUGGUGGUGCGAGGAAAACUCGAAAAGCCAAGAGAGUCUCACCUGAAGAAGUUGCAACUACUGAAACGUCCAAGAGGCCGAGAUCAGCAGAGAAAACUCCAGCAGAGCCUGUGGCAGAAGUUGAGGCACAAUCCAAGCAAGCCGGUACCACAGAACAGACUCUAUGGAAGGCGCAACGCCGACCGAGACGCAACUUUACGGACGAAGAAGACGAGGCUCUACUCAAAGGCUUUCGGGAGCAAGGCCCAUCUUGGGUAUCUAUUUGCAAAGAUGAAGCAUUCCGAGAACAUGGUAGAACCCCAACAGAUUUACGCGAUCGACUGAGAACGAGGUUCCCAGAAAAAUAUGCACAAGCUGGACUAGCAUCCCGACCAGCCGUACCAAAACCGGCCAAACGGACACGAGCUACGAGAGAGGACUCAGGAAAACCUGCAGGGCCAAGCCAAACUACCACAACUCAGGCUGCCACCUCGAAAGACAGUCAACCUGUACUCCCGAACGAUAGAUUAGAGAGGACAAAUUCGCGGACUGGUCCUGCUUACAGUCUACCUCUACCAAGUAUUGGAGAUGAUGCUCUAUCGAAUUUUGGCUAUCCAGAUGACGAUGAAGACGCAGAUCCGAUCGUUCUGGAUCGCAGCAUCAUGGACUGGGCAAAUAGCAAUAUGACCCAACUCAAUCGCCCGUCACACCCACAAACAUCUGACAGCUUUUCAUUUCCUGGCAUUGAUCCACUUGUCACACUGAAGUUGCCCAAGCCUGGGUUCUUCUGA
Messenger RNA from Aureobasidium melanogenum CBS 110374, 1551 nucleotides. RefSeq lists its product as uncharacterized. The record is from RefSeq and is a predicted model, not a curated record. NCBI's taxonomy places the organism in Eukaryota, Fungi, Ascomycota, Dothideomycetes, Dothideales, Saccotheciaceae. The transcript is spliced from 2 exons. Bases 1 to 1551 code for a protein of 516 amino acids.